Molecule: messenger RNA, 7593 nt
Organism: Patella vulgata (common limpet)
Lineage: Eukaryota; Metazoa; Mollusca; Gastropoda; Patellidae
Product: gamma-aminobutyric acid receptor subunit beta
Exons: 9
Coding region: 119-1558 (479 amino acids)
Biological process (GO): regulation of membrane potential; monoatomic ion transmembrane transport; chemical synaptic transmission
Cellular component (GO): membrane; synapse; GABA-A receptor complex
Molecular function (GO): extracellular ligand-gated monoatomic ion channel activity; neurotransmitter receptor activity; GABA-A receptor activity
Source: RefSeq, a predicted model, not a curated record
GUUUGGACUUAGAGCAUGCGCGUUCUCGUCAGCUAGUAUAUGGAGUAUGGUCUGUCUAUCAGGACUUUAGUGAGGUAGAGACAAGUUACACUUCGUUUCAUAUGUAAACACUACCAACAUGUGGUAUAUUUGGAAUGUGUAUUGUUUUAUGUCAGUGGUUAAUCUAGCGAGGGGUCAAGAUACAGUAGAAAGAUUCAGAAAUGUAACCGAUACAAUUGACGGAUUAUUAGAAGGAUAUGACAUAAGACUGAGGCCAAGUUUUGGAGAGGAACCGUUAAAUAUCGGUAUAGAGGUAAUACUGGCCAGUUUUGAUAGUAUAUCUGAGGUUAACAUGGACUACACAAUUACCAUGUAUUUAAACCAAUACUGGCGGGACGAUCGUCUAGAGUUCUCUAAAAAUAGCAACGAAAGUAUGACCUUGACCGGAGAAUUCGCAGAGAGAAUUUGGGUUCCUGAUACUUUCUUAGCCAAUGACAAGAACUCUUAUCUUCAUGACGUCACAGAGAAAAAUCAAAUGAUUCGGAUAUAUGGUAAUGGGUCCAUAGUAUAUGGAAUGAGGUUUACGACAACGUUAGCUUGUAUGAUGGAUCUGCAUAAUUACCCUUUAGAUGAACAAGAAUGUACAGUAGAAAUAGAAAGUUAUGGUUACACAACAGAUGACUUGGUGCUGCAGUGGCUACAAGAUAAAGCUGUAUCGGGUGUGGAUCAGUUAGAAUUACCACAGUUUUCUAUUGUUAAUUAUCAUGCAGGACACUGGAUAGAGAAAUUAUUAACAGGGGAUUACAAGAGGUUGUCAUUGUACUUUUCAUUGAGGAGGAAUAUAGGAUACUUUAUCUUCCAGACGUAUUUACCAUCUAUACUAAUAGUCAUGUUAUCAUGGGUGUCUUUUUGGAUAAACCACGAGGCUACUUCCGCUAGGGUAGCUUUAGGUAUAACAACUGUAUUAACGAUGACAACUAUCAGUAAUGGUGUGAGAUCAUCGCUACCCAGAAUAUCUUAUGUAAAGGCUAUAGAUAUCUACCUUGUCAUGUGUUUUGUAUUUGUAUUCGCUGCCUUGUUAGAGUACGCCGCCGUUAAUUACACCUACUGGGGAGCUCGAGCUAAACGAAAGGCUAAACGAUUAAGAGAACGAGCUAAUUCAGUUCGUAAAGCAAGAGACGAUGGGGAAACCAUGCAAAACAACGCUUAUGAUACGAUGGAAAUGCGAGAAGUGCGCAUGUCACCAAUGCUGGGUAUACGAAAUAGUCAAAGUUUUAACAUGGAGUUAGACGAAGGAAACCCAGAACCUCCUAAUAUCAGAAUGGCGCCUGUGUUACCAAGGACAUACGUUUCCCAUGGUUACCUGCCUAGCAACAUGUUGCGGCGUAGAAAUAGCAACGGGAUACCUAAACGGAAAAAACUUUUCUCAAAUUUUAAGCAAAAAGCAAAAUCUAUUCGAGUGAAAAUCCCGCGUGUGCAGGACGUCAACACUAUUGAUAAAUAUGCUAGACUGGUUUUCCCACUUUUAUUUUUACUUUUUAAUGGUGCCUAUUGGGCGGUGUAUCUCAUGCAGUCAUAGGAUAUUGUUGUUAUUGAUAUAGAUUGUUGUCAGCGUGAGAACAAACCGGAAGGGCCAGCUUGUUAAGAUGGCUGUUAGUGACGUGUAAAACACAGUUAUAUCAUUGGGAACAUUGGUGUCGAUGACGAUAACAUUUUACAUUUCUAAUUCAAGUGAAGACAAUAAUGGCAACUAAUAUAUUAUACAAUGGACGACAUGGCGAUAUCCUUUCAAGAUUGAACCGAUAGAACAACAAACUUGUGGUUUGGUCGUAUUAGACGUUGUUAUGGUAACCUGGCUACUACAUCUUGUGUCGCCAUAUCAGUAAUGGGGUGUUGUAUUGAUAGUGUAAAAUGAUAGCGAAUGAAACCAAAGUGCAGAAUCUUGACGUACUGUCUCCUAAAACUCAUACAAUUGACUACAAGAUGUUGUUACCACAAUGACAUUGUGUUGUUACCACGGUUAUAGUGUGUCGUUACCAUGGUUACAGUGUGUUGUUACCCGGUUACAGUGUGUUGCUACCAAAAUUACAGUGUGUUGUUACUAAGGUUAUAGUGUGUUAUUAUCAUGGACAUAAUGUCUCGUUACCAAGGAGACAAUAUUUUGUGACUAUGGAAACAGCGUGUUGUUACCAAGGAGUUAGUAGAUUUACUGCCACUAGGUUACCAUUUAUACAUCGGUGUUACCAUAGUAACACUCAAUUGUUGUAAAGAUGACACCCAGAUUUGAUCAAGGUGACAAUAGCAGUAAGCAAUCAUCGUUACCAAGGCAACAGUGUCCAGUAUAUUGUUACUAUGACAAUUGAUAACUAUUAAAUGUCUAUUUCAUUAUAUUUUAUCUAUUUCUCUGAGUAAAAUUCCAGAAUUAUCAAUUAGAAAAUGAAAGUAGAACAAUAUAAGUCUGAUUCGAACAUUAUAGAUAUCCUUUAAUAAUUAUAAGGAGUAGAUUAUUUUUGCUAUUAUUUAGGUGUAUUAUAAUAUGAUAUAAUGUCCCAUGUAUAUUUUACUUUUAAAAUCAUGUUUCUAUUAAAAUAAUCAACCGGAUAUUAAAGUCAUUAAAGGAGAAGGGGUAAAGGGGCUGAAGGGACUCAGUUUCCUCUCAUCUCCUGGGUAUAAAUGCCAAUUCUCAAACGUAAGCUUACACCAUUAAGAUUUUUUGGGGUAAAAUCUAAAUAUAUUUCAUUGUAUUGUUGUAAUCUUCUGUAUUAUGCAAUUUAAUAUGAACUUGUAAAAUAAGCUGAAAGUAUGACUGUAUAUCAUGCCGAGCGCGCCUGUUACGAGACUGCUUGAGUUUUCAAUGUCGCAUUAGCCAAAUGGAUUUUGAGUUUUCAAUGUCGCAUUAGCCAAAUGGAUUUUGAGCAUAUUUAUGCUUUUUCAAUAUUGUUUUAAUUCCGCACCACUUCAGAUAGAAUGGCAUCACUACACGGUUUAGUGCUUUAGAUAUUACUUGACGGAUUUACAUCCAUUGUGUGUAUCGAAUUUGUACAGGAAGUGAAGUAGGCAGUUCAUCCUGGAAAUUUAUAAGAUGAUCUUAUACUCUGUCAAAUCGUCUGACGAGGAACAAUGUUUGUUUUUUUAGAAGAUCAACUAAGAACAUUUUUUUUUUUGUUUGGGCUUGUUUAAAACUCGCCAAAAUUUUAACCGCUGUAUCGGAAGAACUAAAAUUGCAAAUUGUAUGGCCUUGGAAUAUUGUUUUCUAUCCGGAAAAGGGGACUAGUUAACAAUUCGACAGGUCCCAUGAAACAGUAAAUUCAAUUAGGUAAAACGAAUCUGAUUAUUUCUGAUAAUUUUUUCCUCGGUCACUUGUUAGUGUCUUGCAAAUAAAAUACGUUAUCUACAUGUGCUCGGACGUGUGUUUCGUUGCAUGGGAACCUAUCGUUAGCUACAUGUACUGCUCGAGUGUGGGCGUGUGUCUCGUUGCCUGGAAACCCGUCGUCCGCUACAGGUAAUGCUCCGAUGUGGGUGUGUGUCUCGUUGCCUGGAAACCUAUCGUCCGCUACAGGUAAUGCUCCGAUGUGGGAGUGUGUUUCCUUGUCUGGAAACCUAUCGUUUACAUAGGGGUAAACUCCUCUGGACAACAAUAUGGCAACUAGAUUUUCAUCUGACGCCACAUUUGUUUUAAAUGUCUGUAAAUAUUGAAGUGUUAUCCUUUCGUUUUUGAUAUAUUGUGAAUAAAGAUUAAGGGUGAGAUCUUCUUGACAUAUUUCUCAUUAAAUUUAGAUUUAGCUUUUCCCAAUUUUGGACAAGUUCGCCUUGAUGCGGGUUAGUAUUGUCUAUUUUAGCCAUUAUUUAAAGAGAUCAUUCGAUCGAACCGUUUGUACACUGUACAUAACAAUCCAGAAGAUGUUCACAUUUGGAGUUUUAUUAGUGCACUGAAAGGUCAUAAUAUAUAGAUCUUAGAUUUUUUUCUUUAAUGAUUCAGGUUUGCAGUUAGAGGUGUUUAUAUAUAGUAGGGCUCACGAUUCAGCUUAUCAUAUGAUUCGGGCAUUUCAUUAAAGCCGCUUUUGAUCAUUUGAAGGAUUUUUGAUUCCCUCGAAAACUACGAUAUUGUAAACGUUCAAUUUCUAAUAUCCCUAAUAAGGCAAUAACCAUUAAUUGUUAAUUUCAUCAUUAAAUAACAUAUCAAAUACAAAAUCAAUAGAAGCAUUUAAUUUCUUGUAAAACAAACCCUGUAAAUUCUGAAGUUUUAUUAAAAUUUGUAAGUUCAACCAUUUGGUUUCAUAUAGCGAACAAACAAACAAAAUCUUUCUCUUUUAAUUGAUUGUAUUCCAUAUAAAUAGUCUUUGUGUUUCUAAUCAGGACCAUCUAGUCCUUCGGGUGGGAGAAAAAAUCGAGUUCCCGUGUACACAUUUGCAUGCACGUAAAAGAUCUCUUGGCAGUUGGAAUUCGAUAUAAUUCCCUCCUAGCACACUGCAUGGCGCAUGUCCGUCUUCGUUAACCCAGUCGGAGCAGAACAGUAGGACGUUAAACACCAUUUCAUUUCAUUUCAUUUUGAACCCCUAUGCUGUAGUGGACCCCGUGCAAUGGCUCAGCGUGCGCACGCGUUAAAACAGCCGUGUUUCUAAUGUGGACCCAAUCCUACACUCUCAAGGCUUAUUUUCUAUAAAUUAUAAAUCAUUUUUAGAUAAGAGACAGCAUGUGUUAAACUUUAAAAUUUUCUGUUAUAAUUAGUUCUCACUGAAGUAAAAUUGUAAUGGGGGGGGGGCAUAAUUCCGCUGAGAGACAUGUUUAGAAAUGCCAUCAUUGUAUAGAUUGCAUGCAUGAAAGUCUGUAUGACAGAGACCAUAAAAUUGUUCAAGCAUGACCAGGUAACGUUAGAUCGAUGUACAUAAACUUUUAAUCUAAACAAUUCUUAUCGUUAUGUAUAUGUGUAUAUAUUUAUAAAUAUUGUAUAUACAAUAUGAUUAUGUUAAGUAAAUGAUCAAUGUUUAAAUUCAAUCUGAAUUUUUAUUAACUGAAGUGGGGUUCAGUCAACUAUGACAUCCGUGGGGUUUGUCUCAAGUAUAAAUCUCAUGAUUGUUACACUGUGCGACUUAACCGCCAGACAUACACGUCAUUAUUGUUAACAAUGACGUCAUAGUGACCACUAUGGCUGAUCUGGUCGUGGACGUUUUGAUUGGCUGUGGAAUGUGGAAUGAAACCAGUCUUACGAGACGAAAUCUACCUUCGGGUUUGACAGAUGACCCCACGGACAAAUUGCAUAGUCUAAACUCCUCUUUAGGCUUUUUAUUAACUGAAUGGUGGUUUCUUACACUUUAACUUAGAACAUUGUGCACUUGUUUGUUAUCAACUAAUUCAAGUAAAAAUAUAAACAUAUUAUGUUACCACGUCAACGUCUCAAGUGAAGCGUGGCACUGGAUGUUCAGGAAAGAGGGGCCAUACGACAGAUGUACAGGAGAUUUCUAGAAUAAAUGAGGACAAUUUAAUAUCUCAUCUGUAUGAGUAAAGUCUGUGUGAUAUAUUACUGUUACACGGGGUGCUUACCUCGUUAAAUCUGGAAAUAAAAUAGCGAACGAAAUGUUUCAUGAAUUUUUGAAAUAAUGUGCUUCAGUAUUUUUCUAUGACUUAAAUGCCGUUUAUAAAUUCUGGAACAAGACAUUUAUUCACUCGGUCUAUUUACCUGUUUCCUGUAGCGUACCCCCCCCCCCCCCCCGCCAACAACCAACACACACACACCCUCCUUAAAGAAAUCGCCUUCUUGUAAAAGCUAAUACUAUUUACCCGAGCCCAGUAGCUUACCCCCACCUCCAAACCCAAUCCCAAUCGAGCCCCUGUAGCAUACCUCCGCACCCCCGCCCCCUCACCAACUCAUUCUUAAUGAAAUUGUCCGCUUACACAAACCCCAACCCCCAAACAGAACUCGUCUUCUUGUAAGAAAAAAAAUAUUCUUCACUAAUAAUACUAUGUAGCCAAUCUCUCCGUCAGCUGGCCUAUUUAUAUUACUAUUGUAUUUGUAAUGACUAGUUCUGGCAUUUAUUAUUUCGUCAACCGACAGCAUGACAAAUAAAAUCGAAUUAUAAAUCAUACAGAACAGUAAAAUCAGACAAGUGAUAAAUAAAACUCAACAUAAUCUAGACUAAUAAUUCAAACUUAUGUAGUUCUGUAAUUUGUGCAAGCACAUCUGACAAAUGUUACGAUAGAAUUAUGUUUUAAAUAUAGUUUUGAAGUUCUUGACUAAUGUCGUUAAGCUCGGGGGUUUUCAAACUAAUGUAGUUAUGUUAUACAUGCACGAAUGUCUUAACAAAUGUUAUAACAAAAUUAUAUUUUGGACUAUUUGUUUGUAGAUUAGAUAUAAGUUUGAAUUAAAUGUAAUAAUACUCUAUGGAUACACCAAUUUGAUUUCUGUUCUUCUGGAACACCUGUCAAAACUUUAAUUCUUCAUGAAAAAAAAAUAAUUUAAAAACAGAGAGUACUGGGUUGCAUUAUUUAAAAGGUAUUAGUUCCCAAGUUUUAAAUUUUGAAAUUUUAAACAAAACGUCUUUUACGAGAUUCGAGUGACCUUUUAUUUAUCAAGACACCGAAGAACAGAAAAUCAAAUAAUUUUUGCCUAAUUUUUUGCUGCCUUGUGGUCGAGUUAAUUAUAACAAUAUAUACUGACGUACAUCAGAAAAAAGACUGGGAGACGAUUGAAUAAAAAAAAACCCCAAAAACAUCAAACUGAAUCAGAAAUAAAAAUGGGGUUUAAUGUCCAGGUCCCGGUUUCAGAAAACAUUCUCAGUCUUAAGAAUUUACUCAAAAUUGUUCGCCUUAUUUUAACUAAAAUAUAACUCUUUUUAAAACUUUUUUGUUUUAAUGUAUCAAAUACACCAAUAAGAAACUAUGUGCAAAUUUUGGCGUUUCUGGAACAAAGGUAUAAUAUUCAUAAACAGUGAUUGAAAGUUGAGUAAAUUCUUAACUCAAGUCUGAGAAUGCUUUGUGAAACCGAGACCUAUUCUGUACCAUCUAGGUAAUGUUGUCGAUCAUGCACCCUGUAGUGUGCUGCGAGGAAGUCUUUGCCCAGACAGCGGCGAUACUGUCUACUUUUAUUUAGAUUUCAAACUGCCAGGGGAUCUUUAACGUCCCGCCAAUGGUAUACAAAGGGUUGUGGUUUUUCGUCCCAUCCGACUAGACGAUUUCCUACAAAGCCCACCGUCUUGCAUAAUUGACAAGGGAAAACCAAGCGGGGAAAUCCCGAGGAAAACUUUCUCAGCUAAAACCUGGGAUCAAACAAAAUACGUCCUGCUUACCGAGCAAGCCUCAUAUCCACUGGUCUCCGCUUCCCCGAUCCCCGACAAACGGAACCUCUGAACUAGAACAGGUUGUAUGUCAUCGGUUACAACGAUUAUGUUUACCCCCAUCCGUUUCAUUAUCCAAAUUAGAAAGUGAUUUUAGUGCAACUUAAUUUGUGUAUUGUCUUGUGUACGUCAGUAUAGAUAAUUGUGUAUAUAGAUAUAUAAAGAUUGUACAGUUUUAUUACUACACACCAUGAUCACCCAUUUAAUAUAUAUAUAUAUAAAUAUAUCUACUCCUCGUCAUGUACAUUAUCAUUAAAAUAUUAAUAAAGAUUUUAUAUCUGUA